Molecule: messenger RNA, 6883 nt
Organism: Mercenaria mercenaria
Lineage: Eukaryota; Metazoa; Mollusca; Bivalvia; Venerida; Veneridae
Product: toll-like receptor 4
Exons: 2
Coding region: 187-2427 (746 amino acids)
Biological process (GO): toll-like receptor signaling pathway; inflammatory response; immune response
Cellular component (GO): membrane
Molecular function (GO): transmembrane signaling receptor activity; protein binding
Source: RefSeq, a predicted model, not a curated record
UUCUGUGUAAUUAUAGGCGGUUUCAUUUAAUCUUCCUGAUUCGAAUUAUCAAAAGAAUCAUUAUUGUAUGUAGAUUUUACACAAGUGUUUUUUAACGGUAUGAAGUAAUAUCUGCUUUAAACCGAGUUGCUUUAUAUACAUUUAAAGGAAAUCGUUAACAGAACGACACAACAGAAUCUGGAAACCAUGGAAAACAUGCAUUUCAUCAAAUCACUGAUGGUUAUGUCGAUCACUUUUAUCUUGUUGGUAUGUGGUUCCAAGGCGGAUGUAGUUUGUGACACUACAGACAAAGCAAUGACUUGCCAAUAUGACAUACCCAAGAAAAUACCCCCUGGAGUGACAGAGGUCUACGUUGAAAAUCACGGAGAAGUCCACCUGAAUAGAAACAGUUUUAGUGAUCCAAGUUGGAAACAUAUUCUGAUUCUUCAGAUAUACCAAAAUAAGACAACAACUAAUUCCAUUCAUGUUUAUGACUCUGCUUUUCGUGGAUUGGAUUCUUUGAAUGUGCUUGGUAUCCACACACGUAAAUUCAGUAUGGGUGAUAUACCUGGAAGAAAUAUUUUUCGCGGACUUGAAAACAUUACUGAACUUGAUUUUUCCGGGUGCGUCACUCUUAACAGCACCUUUGUUGCGUCAUCGCUUAUGUGGGAUGGAGAGUUUACAAAACUUCGCACUUUAAACUUAAACGAAGUUAAUACAUUUUGCGGAGGUAGGAGCAUACAUUUCUCUCAACUAUUCAUUGAUAUGCUGGUAAACAGAAGAAUUCAAAAUCUGAGUUUACGAAAAACGAUGAUUCAAUUUCAGCCGUUUGUUCUGAAAGGAGAUUCCAAGGUUACACAUUUAGACCUAUCUGACACGUCAUAUAGCAUAUCAUCACCCCCAGGCGAUGUAUUUGUUCCGUUUCUACAGUUAUUCAUGAACGUAAAGUCGCUGAAUGCCACACAAAUGUUUCCUUCGUUCUGGCGAGGAGAUCGGUUUCGUUUUUCUAACUAUCAUUGUACUGACUGUACAGAACUACACGAUGUGUAUGCAUUUAACCUAUUUUUCAUUGAAAACAUUUUCGCGAAUUACGUGCUUGGAGAUACUGGAUUUCCUGUUGAAAUAAUUAAUUCGACAUUUAACCUGACAUGCAGUAUGAAUUUAAAGGUAUUACAGUUUAGAGGAAAUAACGUUCGUCGAAUUCAAGGAACAACCUUUCAUUGGCCAAAUCAAAACUUUCUGAGUUACAUUGAUUUUACAGGUAAUAAAAUGAGCUUUUUGUCUUCAAACGUCACAAGAGGACUUGCAAAUCUUAAAACCUUUCUGCUAGGUGAAAACCGGCUAUCUGAUAUGUCUUCUUCUCCUGAAUUUAUAAAUCUGUUUGCAAACUGUUUAAAUCUAGAGAAACUUGUGUUGGACAGAAAUGGAUUAUCCUAUCUACCGGAGUCUAUAUUCCUUCGGAAUAAAAUGCUCACUUACCUAAGCCUUAAGGGAAACCUUCUGCGAAAAGUUACUUUUAAUACAAAACAUCUCAAGAAUCUACGGUAUCUAGAUUUAUCUGAUAAUUUGAUUCAUGUCUUAGAUGAACAAUCAAUGAAUUAUCUGAAUGAUGUGAUUCAUUUUCAAACAAACUUAAGCAUUAAUCUUGAAGGAAAUCCAAUAGAAUGUUCAUGUAAUAGUGCACCUUUCAUAGAAUGGAUACAGAAAAAAUCACUAUAUAUGUCAGGCCGUGACACAAUGCUUAAUUGCAAAUUAGAAGGCAGGGUAGUUGACAUCGAUGACAAAACUGCAGCUAAGACAAAAUUUAUGUGUAUAAGAGCAUUGGUGUACGUAUCCAUUUCCUUAGCAGUAGUUAUUGCAAUAGCUAUAAUUACAAUUGCGUUAAUAGCUGUCUCUAAAUUGAUCAAAAGACGUAGAAAGAAUGACCAGGUCCGGAGAUUUCUCAAAAACUAUCAAAAUAACCAGAUUAAAGAAAAAUUUCUGUGCUUACUGUCCUAUUCCAAUACGGAUAGUACUGUUGCCAUCGAACAUAUCUACAGAAAUUUGAAUGAAACAUUAAAGGAAAUUACAGGCCUUGAAUCAGACUCAGUUUGCAUCGAUGAACGACAUUUUCGUGCUGGAGCAGAAAUCGUGGCGGAAAUAAUGAGAUGCGUUUCAGAAUCUUGUGUAAUCGUGUUCGUCGUUUCCAAAUCAUUUUGUCAAAGCAACUGGUGUUGCUUAGAAGUAAAAGAAGCAUAUGAACAACAGAAACCGAUAGUGCUAAUUUUCUGUGAAGAAGUAGAUGAUAACGAAAUGUCUGCUCAUCUUAAACAAAUGUUUCAACGAUACACUCGUGCAAAACUCGUGCAACAGGAUGAAGAUGUCAAUGUCCAGCCCGGGGGUUGGGAAGGGCUGUGUGACUCUAUCAUACAUCUUGCCAGUCGACAGUAUGCAGAACAAUUAGAAUGACGUUUAUAAAGUGAAAACAAAAACAAAAAAGUAAAAUUCAUGAUUUGUGUCAUCACAUGCAAACUGUUUGUCAUUAACGGCCGCAUGUUGAUCUCACGUUAAUGUCAAGUUCACUCAGUUACCGACCAAUAUUCCAUAAAAAAACAUAAAUUGCGUAUCGUACAGUAAAACCCAAGUAAAUAGCUUCAUAACAUUGUAGCAGAUCAAAGGGUACUUCUCUUAUAACUCUCUUAUUAGAUAUAGUCUGAAAAUCUCAUUUUUAAAUGAAACAAUGACUUCUUGUCCCCCACUUUACACCUACAUGCUCUAAAAUGGAAAAGCUUGUGUUUCUUUAUUGCGGACGUAUUUUAUUUUUCUAUCAAGGUCGAAGUAUAUCUAUUCAGUUUUUAGAAGUGAAAGAAUAUUUCGCAAUAACUAACCAGGAAGAGAAAUUAUUGUCCGUGUACUCAAAAACACUUUUCGCUUGACUUGCAUUAUACCUGUUAUUUGGUAAGCUAUAUUAAUUUAGUGCCCUGCGAAAAAGGUAGUUGCAUGAUAGUUACAGUUACAACGGAAUGAUACUUGAGAAGUGUUGCUAAAAUACUCUUUAGUCAAAAAUAUUCAAGUGCCAACUAAUAUCAUGUUCAACCUUUCCGAUUCGUUUGUUAGUUCAGUUCUUUCAUACUCAAGCGAAGUAUGGGGACUAUCAAGUGCGGAAUGCGUUGAGAGAGUACAAAGGAAAUUCGUAAAAUGGACCUUAGGAGUUAAAAUGUUGACUAAUAAUGCGCGGGUAUAUGGAGAGUCUGGUCGAUUUCCAUUGAUAAUUGACAGGAAAGUAAGAAUCAUUAAAUAUUUUAUAAAAUUAAGUAACAGAAGGGAUAACUGUAUAUUAAACUCGAUAUUUGAAAUGUUGAUAAGAUUAACGGAAAAUGGCAUAGACAACUGGUUAUUACAAGUAAAACAUUUUUUGGGUGUGAUAGGAUUUGGAGAAAUCUGGAUUUUCCCAUCGUCAGUCAGUAGUGAAAGUUUCACACCUGUUUUAAAGCAGAGAUUAAAGGAUAUAUAUAUAUAUAACAGACUGGCGUGCAAGUAUCAAUGCGUACCCAUUAUUGUACCUAUAUAAGGAAAUCGAACAGACUUUUGGCAUGCCAGAAUACCUGAUACUAGUAAAUACUUUAAAAUAUAGACGUGCUAUUGCAAAAAUACGUAUGGGGUCAUAUGACUUAAUGAUAGAAAAGGCAAAAGAUAAUGAAAAUGUAGUUCCAAGAGAACAACGUAAAUGUGUUCUGUGUGAUAUGAAUGACAUCGAAAAUGAAUUUCAUUUUGUUAUGAAAUGCAAGUUAUAUUCAGAUAUAAGGAAAAAAUAUAUAAGUAGCUACUAUAGUAAAUAUCCAAGUGUAUAUAAAUUCAUUCAACGUUUAAAUUCGACAAAUAAAAACGUACUUAUUAAAUUAGCAGUGUAUAUCACUAAGGCCUUCAAGCUGAGACAAUCUUUUUUCAGAGACUUAACUUAAAUAGAUAGAUAAACGAUAUGUUACCGCUGCAUACACUUUUGUAAUAUGAUGAUCUAUUCUCGCCGUAUGUGUAUCUGUUUUUUUUUUUGUUUUUUUUUUUUUGUGUGUUGCUUUUUUUCUGUUUUGUUUCCUGAUUUCUAGUCUAUAUUUCAUGUUUUAUGUAUUCUUUUGCUUAGUAAUUCAAGUAUAACGUAUGCCAGAUGUGUUUAAUAUUGUAUGUAUAUGUCGAUGAGCUGAUAUAUGCUUAAGACUAAUAAAAGACAUGCUAUAAAAGAUAUGCUAUAUGCUAAAAUAUUGUAGUUUUCCAUUAACGUUAUUCUUUGGCCUUCUAUUUGAAGAGACCGUCUAUUUGUUAUACAUCUGGAGAUACAGUUGGUGCGGGUAAAUCAAUACUAUCGUUUAUACAUUUAAGAAAAGUGGCAAAAUGAAUAAAAAGCGUUAUCAAUUUUUUUUUUUUUCAAGAUCGAAAACGAUUUAACUUCGUACCUUGACGUGCUGUCGUCACCUUAUAUGAGGAUCUGACUGCUUUAAAUCAAUGUAUUAUUUACGAAUUUACACUUUUAUAUAGAAAAUAUAUGUGUCUACAACGUUCACUGUGUAAGAUAAUCUUUUAUUAUAGUGACAUGUGUAUGGUAUUGAUAUAUACAUAUAAAACAAUAUAAAUUGUAAACACCCAGUCCAACGGGCCUACACAACACCUAUAAGUAAACAAUAUUUCACGGAUGUGUAUGUCCAAUCUGAUUUAUGUUCAUAUAAAAUACUUUGAACUUGAUAUUAUGUUUGAUGCCACUCUUAUAUUUCAGUAUUUUUGUAUUUCUGUAUAUAGCGUGUGCAUAUUAUCUUUACAUUAUACAUAUUUGUAAUAUGUCUAUACCGUUUUUACUAUAUUAUAUAAUAUGUACAUACUAUUUUUGUACAGAAUACAUAUCAAUUGAAUGCCUAUACUUUCUUUACUAUUUUAUAUAGUGAGUGUUUACGUACAUUUUUUGUGCGGAUUAUAUAGUAUCAUAUUGCCUUUUCUUUCUUUACCAUGUUGUUUGGGUCUCCCUGGCCGAAUGGUUAAGGUUGCUUACUUCAAACCACAUGCCUUUCACCGAUGUGUGUCGAGCCGCCUCUCUUGGGCCAUUGAAUUCGUCAUGAAGGGAAGCCAUCUAGAUGGCUUACGGAAGAUCGUUGGUUCUACCUAGGUACCUGCUCAUGAAAUAAUGCACGGAUGGGCACUGGGGUCUUUCUCCAUCAUCGAAAUGAAAAGUCGCCAUAUGAUCUAUAAUUGUGUCGAUGCGACAUCCAAAACAAGAAACAAAAAAAAAUCUUUAUUUGCCGUGUUAUAUAGUGUAUACAUACUAUUUUUGUACAGAAUACAUAAUAAUAUUAUGCCUAUACUUUCUUUACCAUGUUAUGUUGGGAGAGCGUCUACGGAUCGCGUGGUCGCGAGUUCUAUCACCGGGCGGGGCGUUUGUUCUUCAUGACGAUUUGACGAUUUCCACUGUUCUCUAUUUCAUUAAAGACAUUGUAUCUAAAAUCAUUCGUCCUCCACCUCUGAUAAUAUAAUUCAUGUGGGAAAGUUGGCAGUUACUUUGUGGAUCUGUACUGGUACAAAAUCAAGGAAAACUGAUUUGGCUAAAUGACCCCCCCCCCCCUCGUUACAUGACUGAAAUACUGUUGAAAAACGGCGUUGAACCCCCUCACCCCCACCCCGUAAAAAACAACAACAACAACAACAACAAAUGUUAUGUAAUGUGUACUGCUUAUUUUUGUACAGAAUACAUAUUUAUAUUAUGUCUAUUUUUUUCCCUGUUAUAUAAUCUGUACUUCCUAUUUUUGUACAGAAUAUAUAUUAAUUUUAUUUUAUACUUUCUUUACCAUGUUAAAUAAUGUUAACUUUCUAUUUUUGUAUAACUAUUAUGCCUAUACUUCCAUUACCAUUUUAUAUAAUAUGUACUUCCUUUUUUUGUACAGAAUACAGAUUAUGCCUAUACCUUCCUUACUAUGUCAUAAAUUAGGAAUGUAUUUUUUUUUUUGUACUGACUUAACUUUACUUUACUUUAUUAACAUUGUUUAAAAUGUUUAAAUAUGUAAAUACAUACAGUAAACCUGACUUAUAAGGGACUCGGUUAUAAAUAACAGUUUUCAAUUUCCUGAUCUAAUUCCUUCUUUAUUCAAUGCAAUAAUCCUCGGUUCAAGGGAACUGUGACUGGAACAUAUGUUCCUUAUAACCGUGUGUUAAUUACGAGUGAUUAGCAAUAGCAUACAGUCCAGUUUACCAAAUAUCCGAUUGUAAAAAUUAUAGCAGAUGCCAAAAUGGACAAUAGAAAAUAUAUAAAAAAUAAUGUACACUUUGAUUCGUACAUGUUUGCAUGGCGCCGUUAUCUAUCUAGUGUGUGCAAUAUAAAAAAGAAUGAAAAUUAAUUUUAUGUUAGUAUUGAUGCCUAUCCACAUAAGAUGCAGUGGGUAAGGGAAGUAACUGCAACAUAUUUUAUUAUCAUAAUGAAGCUCUCUUUCUAAAAAAGAAGAUAGAUAUAACCGACAAAAAAUAAACAUAAAUUACGGUUAUUUUUACCGACGGUAUAUUUUGGCUUAGUUUAGGUCUUUACGCCGUGUUUCAAAACUAUUUCAGUCAUAAAAAUGCAGACAGUUUACCUUACCAUCCCUCCAUGAAAGGACCGGUACUAGACUCGCAACUUUCUCACAUUAAGAUUCAUGGUAGGCCCGAGUGUGAACACAUUGCUCUUUCCAAAUAUUUCAAAUAGUGUUCGCUAAACAAAUUGUGUUUUUUAUACAAAUCUCGGUUACAAGGAACUAGUUCGCUAUACGGAUAUAAGAAACCUCGGUUAUAAGGAACAUUUUAGAGGUCCCAAGCUGUUCCUUAUAAGUGAAGUUUACUGUAGUGUUUUUACCUUAGAAUUGAUCAUAUUAUGUUAUAUUUAUCAGGACUAAUCUUGAUAAAAUCAGGGCUAAAACUC